Messenger RNA from Mastomys coucha (southern multimammate mouse), 976 nucleotides. It is a transcript of the gene Vps28, whose product is annotated as VPS28 subunit of ESCRT-I. The coding region runs from base 162 to 827 and encodes 221 amino acids. Lineage: Eukaryota; Metazoa; Chordata; Mammalia; Rodentia; Muridae. The transcript has 10 exons. The record is from RefSeq and is a predicted model, not a curated record. Gene Ontology annotation, molecular function: protein-containing complex binding. Gene Ontology annotation, cellular component: ESCRT I complex. Gene Ontology annotation, biological process: protein transport to vacuole involved in ubiquitin-dependent protein catabolic process via the multivesicular body sorting pathway.
GCUUGCUAUGUGCGUAGGCUCAAGGUUGGAGAGUGAGCGCCGAGCUGCCGAUCGGGUUUCCCGGCAGGCGCAGGCGGAAAAAGCGAGCACCGAGCUACUGUCGCCAUCUCCGGUACUCCAAACGCCCCAGGUCUCUUGUGCUGUAGCUGCCGGGGUGCAGGAUGUUUCACGGGAUCCCAGCUACUCCUGGUGUUGGAGCCCCUGGGAACAAGCCGGAGCUGUAUGAGGAAGUAAAGCUGUACAAGAAUGCUCGGGAGCGGGAGAAGUAUGACAACAUGGCAGAGCUCUUUGCGGUGGUAAAGACGAUGCAGGCGCUGGAGAAGGCAUACAUCAAGGACUGUGUCACCCCUAAUGAGUACACUGCAGCCUGCUCCAGGCUCCUGGUCCAGUACAAAGCUGCCUUCCGACAGGUCCAAGGCUCAGAGAUCAGCUCCAUUGAUGAAUUUUGCCGAAAGUUCAGACUGGACUGCCCACUUGCUAUGGAGAGGAUCAAAGAGGACCGACCCAUCACUAUCAAAGACGACAAGGGCAAUCUCAACCGCUGCAUUGCAGACGUCGUUUCGCUCUUCAUUACGGUCAUGGACAAGCUGCGGUUGGAGAUCCGUGCCAUGGAUGAGAUUCAGCCAGACCUACGGGAGCUGAUGGAGACCAUGCACAGAAUGAGCCACCUGCCUCCGGACUUUGAGGGCCGCCAAACAGUCAGCCAAUGGCUGCAGACCCUGAGUGGUAUGUCGGCCUCUGACGAGCUGGAUGACUCUCAAGUUCGCCAGAUGCUCUUCGAUCUGGAGUCAGCUUACAACGCCUUUAACCGCUUCCUACAUGCCUGAGCCUCACCGAGGCAGGAAUGAGACUGAUAGAGAGGUGCCGCUUCAGCCCCCCAGUGUCUACACCCAUCCUAGAUGCCUUUAUUGUCAGGACAUCACCCACAAUAAAGAUCUGUCUAACCUUCCUGCUGUGGGCAGGAAUUCUGAGCCUA